Messenger RNA from Solea senegalensis (Senegalese sole), 4239 nucleotides. RefSeq names its product transmembrane protein 47-like. The transcript is spliced from 3 exons. Lineage: Eukaryota; Metazoa; Chordata; Actinopteri; Pleuronectiformes; Soleidae. Bases 223 to 771 code for a protein of 182 amino acids. Gene Ontology annotation, cellular component: membrane; cell-cell junction. The record is from RefSeq and is a predicted model, not a curated record. Gene Ontology annotation, biological process: cell-cell adhesion.
CGCCGCGGCAGCGCCGGUGCUACAGGCGGAGCGACCGUCCAGCGCGCAACGCACGCGCCUGCGGUGGCACCAGCAGCAGCGGCAGGGACAACACUCAGCUCGGCUCAGCUGAGACUUCCGCUUAUCAAGAGGAAGGUACACAUCAGCACACGUUACACUCACACUCUCACAGACAAGCAGCAGCGACGUCCUCGCCUGGGGUUCGAACCCUCCAGACUCGCCAUGUCCUCUGCUGUCACCGAGACGGAGGAGUCGGCGCACGGUUCCCAGCUCACUCCGCUCAAACUGGUCGGGCUGGUGUGCGUCUUCCUGGCGCUAUGUCUGGACGUGGGAGCCGUGAUGAGCCCGGCGUGGGUCACCGCUGACGACCAGUACUACCUGUCGCUGUGGGAGUCCUGCUGGAAACCGACGAGCACCGAGAAGUGGCAGUGCAGCAGCACUCUGGGCUCAGACUGGCAGGUCGCGACACUUGCCCUGUUGCUAGGGGGUGGAGCCCUGGUGCUGAUGUCAUUUCUGGUCGCCCUGGUUGCCGUGUGCAUCGGCACGAGACGGCGAUUUUAUGCACCCGUCGCUUUCAUGCUCUUCGCUGCAGUUGUCCUCCAGGCCUGCAGCUUGGUCCUCUACCCCAUUAAAUUCAUCGAGAGCAUCAACCUGCGAAUCUACCAUGAAUUCAACUGGGGCUAUGGCUUGGCCUGGGGAGGAACCAUCUUCUCCUUUGGCGGGGGAAUCCUCUACUGCCUCAACCCCAAGAGCUAUGAGGAGUACUAUUAGGUCACAUUCAAGAUGGACAUCCUUCAGUUACAUGUGAGAGGUAUUCGGGGGGGUGGGGUGGGUGUCAGGAAGUGUAUGUGUUUGGAACGGGGCACCUUUGAAAGGCUCAGUUCACAAGAACUGUAAGGAAUACUGUACCCUGACUGGAUCAGAGCCAGAAACUAAAUCAUAAUCGGGAGGAAGCUGGCAGUCGAGACGAGCUGGAGAGCUGAGACUGUUGGGUAAAUGAACUGGCAGCUCUAAAGUCAGCAGGCCCCGUCCAGGCCUGGGGGGAUUGUUGGGAUGGGUCAGGGUCUUACUUUAUUUCCAGGACACACUGGUGACACAGUAGCAACCACCAAUCAAGAACAACUGGUAUUUCAUCGCCAGUGGAAAACGGAAGUAUUGAAUGUGUUACUGAGGAAACGGGACGUAACCGUGGGAGGCUUUAACUUCAUGUUUACACUCACAUGUCCAUGCAAGGAGGACCACGCUUCACUUGUAGACGUCUAAUACUUGUGCUGGACAUCAUCAUUAACAUCAUCGUCAUCAAACUUUCACAGAGACUAAAGGGAGGGAUAAGACACUAUAGUUGCACUUCAUGAGACAUACGGUUUCUCUUGUGUGUGUGUGUGUGUGUGUGUGUGUGCAAGUGACGUCCAAUCAAUAUUCUCUUAUCCAGCCUCUCGUCUGUGGCUGUGGGAAGCCACAGGGUGCGCGCACACAGCUGUCAUGAUAGAUUAGCUGUGGCCAGAGAUGUGAGACAGGGCUGCACUCUGCUGCCUCCUGGAGUCUGCUACAUUUCAUUUCCUUAUUGAGGGAAGUUCUCCUCGCCAUGAUGUCUGGAGCAUCCUUCCUCGCCGGCUAUAUAUAGUGCACUGCAGCCAUAAGCUUUUAGCAAGGCUGGUGACUGCUGGAGUCCCGAGCUGUGUCGGUGUGGGUUCAGACAGCGUUCUAACAUGAAGCUGCACUCACAUGUACGCAUCGCUGUAACGCUCCACAGUAGCUCCACUGACUUUGCUGUUAGAUCCAUGGCAAAGUGGUGUUCGCUGUUGUUGGGUGAACUUUGUCUGACAUGGACUUGGACAUCUGAUUACUGCAUGGUCCAACAGAGGGCGCUCUAAGCACAGCUUGGCCACUUUGACUGUCCUCUUUGCCCCACUGAAAAAUAAGACAGUGAUGAUUUGUUGUUUACAGUAACAGUAAAAAUGUGGACAGAUAAUAAGAGUAAUAAGAAAUAAUGUCGCGUUUGUGUGCGGUGGUGUUGGGGGAAGAUACUUAUAUCUUUAAAUAAAUAGUGUGUCACAUAAUAUUUAUUCAAACUUGAUUUUGAUAAAAGUUGACAGCCCUAUUGGCUACUUCCUGUGCUGGAAUAUUUGCAUCACAUGAUGUGAUUGGCAAGUGUUUAAUAAUGAUAGCUGGAAUGGGGCACAGGCGUUUUUUGGAUACAAAGAAAACAGCAUAGCAUCAGCAAAAUUCACAGGGAGAAAAAAAAAACAAUCCUUGAACAUAAGACAACACACACAGAGCAAAAUACAAGUCAGAGGAACAGAAACGCCAAAUUACAACAGAAUAACCACAUGGACAGAAACUCCAAGUCCCACAGAGACAGACCAUGACAAUCCUUAUUCAUCAUGUUCAUGCUUUUCUACUAUCAGUAAAUUCCUUCAUGUAUCCCAUUGUUUCUAAUGGACACAAUAUUAUCCCUGCAAUUACUGAGCUGUAAUCUGAAGCAUUUAACGAGCUCUUUCACACUGCAGUUAAACCUCCCCAUGUAGAUUCAUUGUGUAUAUUCUAAUGGCCUUCGUGUGGAUUUGUUGUUUUACUGCAGUCACUGUUAACUCUGUCUUUUCAUUUAGUGAAAACCACUGUUCCAGCCAUUAUUCCAUUAGUCAUGCCAACUGACUGAGUCAUUUCAGCAAAGAAGUUUGAAAGAUGUCAUGGCUUCUCCAGGGAAUUUUGUUGGGUCACUAGAAUUUCUGUUAAGCCAAUGUCAUGUGACCCCACAGACGACCUGACACGAUGGACAGGUGCAGUAGAAAAGAUCAUCAUCGCCAGUAUGACGUUUUAGAUGGUCGCUCCUGUAUUCAAUACUGUAUGAUCGCAGUUAAGUGGGGGUGUUUAUUGUUCCCUAGAAAUGUCUCUGUGCUUAGUUGGUGUAGAGCCAUGGUUCUCAAACUGUGGUACAUGUACCACCAGUGGGACGAGAUCCUCCUCUACUUGGAGUGAAUAGAAAAUUAAACAUAAUUAAAAAAUAGAGUCAACUAAUUUAUCCAAUUUCACUUUACCAGUGUCUCAAGUAUAUGCGAGGAAAAGGAGGCUGAGAGAGCAAAUUAUCUUAUUGGGAAUAAAUCUGCCUUACUUCAAGAUCUCAAUAUUUUCUCAGGUGGUACUUGGUAUAAACAGUUUGAGAACCACUGGUAUAGAGGAAGCUUAAUAGGCACUAACACUGUAACAGACCUGGGUUAAAAUAUACAGGAAUUAUUGAGAAAUGCACCAAGGACCCGGCUAUACACUAGUAUAGUCUACAAUAUUUAACAAACAUGUUUGCAGCUUUAACUCACUGUUACACAGCUUUCCCCAAAUGUAAACUGCUCACUCUUUGUAUGAAAGUACAUUGAGAAAAUCUGAUAUUUUACUUAAGUUUUUGAUUCACCUCUGCCUCCAUUGAUAAGUUCACUUAUCAAUGGAUAGUCUUUGAAUCGCCUUGAGAACUAAAUAUUUGAUGCAAUGGUUCUCUGUUAUUCUUAAUUUAUGUGUCAGACACACAAAACACAUAAGAUAAAUCCUGUGUCAGGUAGUUUAAAGUAUUUAAAGAAUAAAGUUCAGCUGUUUUAGUACACCAUCUUUUUUCCCCAAGAAGUAAAGGAAAAAAAAUGUAGUAAAUCUGAGCAGGUGCAUGUUAAAAAUGAUUGUUUUUAAUUGGGAGCUGAAAUCAGUGUCACAUCAUUUGUAAUGACAAGGCUCUGAUUCUCAUGACAAUGCUAUUGUGCUCACACUAGGCUGACCUACAUGCUUUGAUUGUCAAUGAAGCUCUUUAGCGUGGCUCUGCGUCAAUAAGGAGAUCAGUGUCAGGCCUCUUUGUGUCAUUUCUGUGGGGCAGUAGAACAGUUUAACUGCCCCUCCAAUCAUUAUUACUUGUGUUUGACCCUUGCUAGUUCUCUGUACCUUUUAUCCCAGGUCUCACUUGUAGUCAUCAGCAUUUGUUUGGUUGUUAAUUCACUGAUGAAAAGUAGAAGCUCGGCUGUUUAAUGCAUCAUCUCCCAGUAGACUGAGAGAAACACUGUCUAAUGAUGAACAUAGGGAUUUAGAAUGUUUGUGUGUGUGUGUGUGUGUAAUGACAGCAGAGGACUGUGAUUGUGUUUGAUAGAAAGACGAACUGUUUGUGUGUGCGUGUGUUGGCAUAUUUUAGAUGCUGCUGUAGAGAUGUCAAUAAUCUGCAUUUAUCUCUUUGUACAUUGGAACAUUAAAGCACUGCACAGAACAGAA